UUUCCCAUUUUCCUUCCUUGUUCAGUUUCAACUUUCCUCCGAUUUCCCUCUGCUCUUUCACAAAUCUGAGAGAGAGAGAGAGGAGAGGAGAGGAGAGGAGAGGAGAGAGAGAUUAGGGCUUGACUCUUGAGCUUCCGAUUCCCCGCGCCAUGGAUACUGCCAUUCUUGUCGAUUCAAACAAUGCCGCUGUCGGAGAUGGUAAAAAGGGGGAGAGAAUCGGCGGUGCCCAGAGAAAAAUGCUUUCGGACAUAAGUAACUUACAAAAUUUAGCUAAACAAAUAAACCCAGAUGCGAAGAAUAAGGCCACUACAAUUACCACUAAAGAUUAUGUUGACAAGCUGGAAAAGGAAAAUGUGGAAUUGAAGAAGCUUCUUGCGGACCGAAACAAGCUUAUUGAACAUAGUGCGGUGGAGCUACGGAAACUGAGAGUAAACCUUCAGAAAGUGCAGUUACAGAACUCUCAACUUGCUCAAGCGAACAACCAAAUGCUGACGGAGCUUAAUUUAGGUAAAGACAGGUUAAAAGUAGUUCAGCACGAACUCGGAUGCAAAAAUGGACUACUCAUAGCAAGAAAAGUAGAGGCAGGGAAGAGAGGAAAAAUCAUUACAUGUCUGGAUUAUAAUAAUGAGGCCGGUUCAAGUCAUCAUGAUGAAACAGCAAAAUCCUCUCAAGCAGAUAAAGAAACUAAACCUAGUUUUGCCAACCAGAGAAAACAAUCAAGGAACCAAUCUUUGGGCCGUCCUCCUGUUAAAGCAGUCUGUGCUAAAGAGGAGGUUAACAAGAGAAGGAGUUGUUCGAGAAGGCAAUCUGCACGGUUGAAAUCCAAAGGAUUAGAAGUAACUGAAGACUCUUUUCCGAUGGAUAAUGCUAAAAUUCCCGUUUCUUCUACACAUGACGAUCAGAUUGAUGCAAGCGGUCAAACAAUACUGGAAUCAUCAACAAAAAAGGAAGAUGAAGAAAAUGAUAUUCCUGGAUCUGAAGAUUUGGGCCCUCCUACUGUUAAAGCGUUUGAAGUUAGAGAGGAGACGGAGAAGAAAAGACGUUCAAGAAGGCAAUCUGCUACGUUUAAAACUGAAGAAUCAGAAGCAACUGAAGAAUCGUAUGAGAUUGAUGCCAAAUAUCACGUGUCUUCUCUACAUGAUGAUGAAAUUGGCACAAGUGGUCAAACAUUCUCGGAAUUAUCAGUUAAAAAAGAAUAUGAAGGAAAUGCUACUGCUGGGUCUGAAGGUCAAGAACUUAGACGAUCAUCUGUUGGAAGGCCAUUGCGCCGAGCAGCUGUGAAGGUUCAGUCUUACAAGGAAAUUCCGCUCAAGAUAAAGAUGCGCAGAAUGGAGUGAGUCACAUUCUCAUAAGAGCUACAUUUUCUCAACAGCAGACAAUGUGGUUCCUUAAUAAAUGUAGUCUUUCGUCUCUUUUUUCUGGGGGUGCCUUGCAGUAACUGAUAUAGAGCAUGUCUUGUAUUGUUCUUCUAAUCCGUCCUUUCAGGGUAGAAAGCUUCUUGCUUGCUGUAGAUUUUAGUUCGUAACUUCUUGUACUCUAUUUUCAUCUUCAGAUGUUAACCAAAAUUGGGGAAAAUCUUCUGAUUUAGCCGAACAAAGUUUUUCUCUGUAUAAGUGAAGCACUAUAAUUCUAGAAUUUGAUCGUUACCA
Molecule: messenger RNA, 1649 nt
Organism: Morus notabilis
Lineage: Eukaryota; Viridiplantae; Streptophyta; Magnoliopsida; Rosales; Moraceae
Product: SHUGOSHIN 1
Exons: 11
Coding region: 150-1337 (395 amino acids)
Biological process (GO): maintenance of meiotic sister chromatid cohesion; meiotic sister chromatid segregation
Cellular component (GO): chromosome, centromeric region; nucleus
Source: RefSeq, a predicted model, not a curated record